This is a messenger RNA of Phytophthora nicotianae INRA-310, 330 nucleotides long. RefSeq lists its product as hypothetical. The record is from RefSeq and is a predicted model, not a curated record. The coding region runs from base 1 to 330 and encodes 109 amino acids. NCBI's taxonomy places the organism in Eukaryota, Oomycota, Peronosporomycetes, Peronosporales, Peronosporaceae. The transcript has a single exon. Gene Ontology annotation, molecular function: nucleic acid binding.
AUGCGUUGUCAGCCACCGCGUUCGCCCGAUCUGAAUGUAUUGGAUUUAGGCUAUUUUUCUUCUAUUCAAGCACUGCAGUACCGAAAGGCUGCUUAUGACACCGAUAGUCUUAUAGCUGUAGUGCACGAGGCAUUCGAAGAGCUCAGGUGGCGAACACUGGACAACUGUUUUGUCACUUUUACAGAAAGUGAUGGAAGCAGUCUUGCGUUGUGGUGGCGGCAACGACUUCAAGUGAGCAAACUCGUAGCAGUCAAUGGCAAGAUGCCUAUGUCGGUGAAAGUUGCAACCGAUGCCGUAUUAGAAGGGUACAGCCAGCUUUUCGAUUCAUAA